UGUAUUUACUACCUAGUUAUAAAUUUUUCUCUUUAUUAUCAUUUGUAAUGUAAACAAUGCGGAAGAACCUUGUGAAAGUGAAUUUCAUAGUUUCAUUAGAUUAAAUAAAACAAUUGCUAUUUACUUUACAACAAGAUACGUUGGAGAAGUGCUUUGAAGUUUGAAAAGUUUCACGAAUGUAAUUAUGCCGCGAAAUUAUGAAGAGGAUUCUGGACGCAGCUCAUGUUCCGCCGCGUCUAUAACGCUAAGCCCUGUUAUCGAUUACCAUUUCAAACAGCCACUUUCAUACAAAUCAGAUGACAUACAACCUGAUACUAACUUGGUAGUGAGUACAAAACCUAGGAGUUAUGUUAACCUCGUGAAAUCGCCAGACGAAAAGGAUCCAUUCCCUAGUUGUAGAUUACCAAACAAACAGAGAAAACCAGUGUUAAACUUUUUUGAUACGCCGCGCAUGGGUGGACUGAGCAAUGCUCACUCAACAUUGAAUAUUGCUUGUAGCACCCAAAUAGAAACAUCAAAUACUCAAAAUGCUGUGUCCAUGAAUGCCUUACACAAAGAAAAAUUGGUUAACAAGCAAUUCUCAAAUAGUAAUUUUAGAAGAACCAAACCAGUGCAAAGAGCAGCAUCUCGUUUAUAUAAAGCAGAGACGUUGAAAGGAAAGGAUGGUUGUGUGGGACCUGAAUUUAUUGUUCGGGCAUCACAGCCUGCUAAAAGUAUAGAUUUAACAAUUUCCGCUUUGUGUGAUAAGAAAGUAAUAACAGUUGUUCUUUUAAAUGGACAGAAGAUAGAUGUUAUAUGUGACCCAAAUAGUGUAACAGUCGGUCAAAUAUUUGAAGCUCUUGUUCACAGUGAAAAAUAUGAGCACAAUUUCAUGUUAGGCAUUGCUGUACUUAUUGGAGGAGAUUUUGUAUUUUUACCUGAGGAUUAUAAAAUAAAGAAAAUAGCACCUGAAAAUUGGCACAAGAAUAGUAAUAAGAAACACAAAAAUGCAGAUGAAGAUAUUUCUUUAACAGUAUUUUUAAGAAUUAAAUUUUUCUUGCCUAAAAAUAUUGCCAGUAAUAUUCAAGGCGGAGAAUGGAGGUAUCGGGUAUAUUUGCAGUUAAGGAGAGCAACAGUUGAAGGACAAAUGAUCUCAACGAUACAGAAUCUCAUUUUAUUAGCUGGUUAUGCAUUACAUAUAGAGUUUGGUGAAUUUUCAUAUAGAGAACAUGGCACUGCAGAUUAUUUUUUACUAGAACAUUAUUUACCGGAAUCUCUGAUCACUAAUGAAAUGGCAGAUAUUAAGUUACGGAUGAAGAGAGCUCAUGAAUCUCGAAGGGGCUUAGAAAGGAAUAGAGCAAUCGUAAAUUAUAUAACACUAGCGCAAACUUUUCGUGAUUAUGGUGCACACUUUUAUUCAGCUAUUUGGGCUACGAGAGAUGGGUUUUGUAGGGAUGUUUGGUUAUCUAUAGGACCUAGAGGAAUUACGCUAUAUUCAAGGACAAGCCAGAUUCUCGAUUCACCAAAUAGCAGUACAAACCGCAUUGUGUUACAAAGCUUACCAUGGCAUCAUAUUCACAAUUUUUACUACAAUAAGAAAAGCCUCUACAUUGUACCUAACGCAUAUUCAGGACUAUCAAAAAUCGGAAUUAAAUAUAAGUUAAAAAUGACCGACAAUAAAAGUUAUUUUAUAUUCUGGCUAGCAUCACUUCAUCAUAGAUUAUAUUUAAAACUUUAUGCUAAAGAAGACUUUAUCAGUUAUUUGUCCAGUGAAUUAAGUUGUCCAUUCACAACCGAUAGCCCAAAGAAGGCAGAAGUGAGCAAUUACCAGGAUAGUUAUAAUCUCGCUGUAAGAAACCCUGUACGGGUAAGACGACCUGUACGGCGAAGAUUCAAAGUAGAUCUGUUUGGUGAUAAAAAAGCGCAAAAUAAAGAAAAUGAAAAACCUAACACUGAGGAAUUGUUACGGCGAAUAUUGUCGCCCCAAAAUAGCGAUGAUAGUAUUUUAAACAGUCCACCUGGUCAUGGAAGUUCUUCUAAUGAUGGAUUAUCAUCAUCUGAAAGUAGCUUACCAAGAAGACAUGGCGUUAAAAUGGGAACAAGAGUUUUCAAUGGAAUGAAAUCGUCAGGAUUAAAUAACACAUUAACAUCGCCAAAAUAUAUGUAUAUGCGUUCUGAGGGUGACCUGGUCGCAACACAAAGUGAUUCAGAUGACUUAAGCUCAGAACAAAAACAGCAUUGUAAUGUAAAUAGCAUGAAACUGUUACCCGAAAGGGCUUAUAGCCAAAACAUGUCACAAGCACCUACAGCUUAUGUAUUGGAAUCACCAAAAGUAUAUUCAGAUGUAUUUAAUUAUAAUGAAGGGAAUGAAUCUUGUGUAAAUACAUCCAUUUUUGAGAAACUAGACAAUAUGGAAUGUGUUCAAGGUGAAAGAGUAUUUGUGACAGCUGUUUUAGAAAGAGAUGAUAAUAAUGCUUUAGGUCUACAGGUUGCAGAGGGCUCUGAUGGAAAUGUAUACAUAAAAUCUAUCACACCUGAUAGUUCUGCAGAUUUAAAUAAGAAAUUAUUGCCUGGAGACCAAAUAAUAUCUGUUAAUGGACAAACUUUAUUAAAUUUAAAAUAUGACAAAGCCUUAUCUCUGUUACAAUCGGCUCCCAAAGUAGUAGAAUUAAUAGUUCUUCAAAAUACAUUAAAAAGUACAACUGCAGAACACCAAGAGGACAGAAGUGAUACAAGCAAAAGCAGAGAAAACAAAUUUAAAGAAAGCAUUGUGUCUCUAGAUGCUGAGCUGACAGAUGAUGAACUUUUAAAUGAAGAAGCUUUGAAGACAAUAUAUGCACUAAUAAAGUUAACGAAAGAGAAAGUUGUGAAUAGAAUAAAAGAAAAGUCUAGCAGACAAAAUACACCUGUUAGAAGUAACUUGCAAAAAUGUUACUCUGAGAACAGAGUAUAUGAUGAAUCUGAUUUAGGUGAUCAAUCUUCACAAGACAAUUCACCUGCUAAGAAAAAUGACCAGAAAUUCAAUUCUUGGCGCGGGAUUGUCCCUAAUUCAAAGUAUAAGCGGCGACCGUUAAGUUUAAGCAUUCCGUCCGAUGUUAAUAUACCUGAUAACUAUUUAGAUGACACCAGUGAUAUUUUAAAGAAGUCGUCUUUAAAAUCUAUACAGUCUUCACUGAAUAGUGUAGAUAAGAAUGGCAAUAGCGGUUCUAUGAAGAAUGUGGCGUUGCCCCGUAAUUUUGGGUUGAGCAGAAGGUGGUUAGGUCCAGUAAAAUACCCAGUAACUCCCUGUAAAAAUACAAAUACUGACAACACAGCAGUAAGCAGUGAUGUCGUACGGACGAGGCAUUUUGUUUACGGCACUGGUGAUUCAGAUGAAGAUCAAAUAUUUUUAUAGUACCUUACUAUUUUACACGAAUGUACAUAUUUACGUGUUGUUUAAUGACAAAUAUUUAAAAAAAUAAAUAUGAU
Messenger RNA from Colias croceus (clouded yellow), 3447 nucleotides. Its product is annotated as tyrosine-protein phosphatase non-receptor type 13-like. The coding region runs from base 185 to 3373 and encodes 1062 amino acids. Gene Ontology annotation, cellular component: cytoskeleton. NCBI's taxonomy places the organism in Eukaryota, Metazoa, Arthropoda, Insecta, Lepidoptera, Pieridae. The record is from RefSeq and is a predicted model, not a curated record. The transcript has 2 exons. Gene Ontology annotation, molecular function: protein binding.